This is a messenger RNA of Rodentolepis nana, 1086 nucleotides long. Lineage: Eukaryota; Metazoa; Platyhelminthes; Cestoda; Cyclophyllidea; Hymenolepididae. The record is from the annotation of a GenBank genome assembly.
GUAACAGGCAAGCUAGUUGAGGCCAUAGAAGUCAUCUUGCUUGCACAGAAUGAAUCACUCUUACCCCUAACCUCAGCCUUGGAAGGACUUGCAAAUACCUCUAAGGAUAUGCCUUAUUACACAGUGAAUCGACUAGGUACGAUGCUGCAGAAGUUACCUCCCACUUUAAAGCAAAUAUUACCACUAUCGUCGCGUGAAGAUAUGUUUCUAAUUAGUCAAAGGCUGAUGCAAUUCCAAUUACUUCUCUUGCAGGGAAUGAGUCUGCAGUAUAAAGAUCCUCUUCCAAGCCUAAUGAAACGCGAUUUGAAGACACUUGACUACGACACGGAUAUAGACAGUGAACCAAUAGCAACUGAAGGCAAUUUAGUAUUCAAGAGUAUUAAAGAUGAUCAACGAGAAUCUGCAAAGUCUAUGGUUGCAACUUUCGAAUACUUGAACGAAGCCAUGGCGACGGCACUGCAUGAAGUUCUUAUUUCAGGAGGUACCGCUCUGGAAUUUACCUCUAAUACUUCAGGAACAGUGUCUUUUUGUCGCGUAGAUAAUAGUGUUAUCGAAGAUAAACAAAAUUCCUGUGGCUUUUUGCAAUCAUUCAUCUUUAAUUUAUCCUCAAAUGGCAGUCAGUCAGACUUUAUAAUCAGAACGAGUAACACAACCAGUGACGUCUACGCUUUCUUUGGUGACUCUCGUGAAAGUCCGAAAUCAGAACUUCUUUCCCUCUCCAUAUAUUCCAUGCAUGGCCUAAAUUUUUCUGAUGAAGCAUCAAAAUUUCGAAUUAAGCUCAAGAAGAGACUUAGUGAAAGUAACAACUCCAUCAACGAUGAGGAACAGCUCUACUUGCCUGAUCCACUAGUCGCUAUCGAUGGCUCAUUGAUACAUCAAUCGUUAAUAAUGCACGCGUUUGAGGUGGAUGAUAGCGACAAUAGCGGUUUUGUGUUUCAACUUGAACCAAAUGAGAUUUCUUCAUGUCCGCAGUACUUGGUCAUAGCAAGAUUCGUUAUUCCACCUAAUCUGCGCCAGCUGGAUGACUUUGGACAAUUCUUCUGGACUAUGCUUCCUACUUCGAUCUCAAAAUGCAGUGAGUUGUGA